UUAUCGCUGUGAGGCGUAGAGAUGAAGCCGCUCGGGAUUUACGUUUUUUUGGUGAUUUCUCAUCUUUCAACUGUUUACCUCGCGCCUGCUCGAAUCGAUCCUGUAGAAACCACUAAUUUGGAGUACUUAGUAGAUGGUGAUGUUAUAUCAACAGAUCCGAGAUCUUCACCCGAGGUGACUGAGAAAGAUGUUCAGGAUUUCCUGAGACAAUUUGGCUUUCUCAAAGACACCUAUGCCGUGCAUAACGUCGGCAAUAGAAUGGAUCAGGCCCUGGAAGAUCAAACCUCACUUGCACUGAAAAAAUUUCAACAUAGAAUGCAACUGCCCGAAACUGGUACGCUGGAUGACGACAUGAAGCGACUUAUCGCCGCUCCGAGGUGUGGUGUCGCCGAGCUGAACUCCGGGAAUGAAAAAUGGUCCCGCAAAUCGUUGACCUAUAAGAUAAGAAGUUUCCCGCCGAGCAUUGGUUUGGACGCGGCCAGAAAGAACAUCAAACGGGCAUUUGACGAGUGGACCAGGCAUAUUGAUUUAAACAUAACGGAAGGGACGCGGAGCAACGCUGAUAUUUACAUAAGCACUGAGAAAGAAAUUCAUAAAGAUCGACUGGGAAUGGAAUGUCGAUUCAGUAGCAAUUCCACUGUGGCGCAUGCGUUUUUUCCCGAGAUUGGUGACAUUCACUACAAUAAUAUGUUGACAUAUUCGCCAGAGCAGUUCUUCAGUGCGACUUUGCACGAAAUCGGUCAUACCCUCGGGUUGGAGCACAAUAAUUCGCGAACUUCGAUUAUGUUUCCUAUGCAUAUUCGGUAUCAUACUAAAAUUCCGCUUCAGGAUCGUUCAGCUCUUCUUGCCAUGUAUGACGCCCGUCGGAUCGCGGAUCGACCCAGAAAAGUAUCACUAGCUUCUCCGGGUCCGAGACUUUGUUCCUUGCCUAAAAUUGACACCAUUUUGAAUGACGCAUCGGGCGCAACGUUUAUUUUAGCAGAAGACUAUUAUUUUCUGCUGAGUGAAUUCAAUCCCAAAGGGAAGCCGAUAUCAACGAAAUGGCCGCAUCUGCCCACCAACAUUGAUGCCGCAUUCACCUGUCACAGUAAUAAGACAUUUUUCUUUAAAGGAAGUGAACUGUGGGUUUAUGCGGAAGAUCAGCUCGAGGCCGGAUAUCCGAGAGCAAUUUCUAGUGAGCUCCCCGGAUUGCCAAACGAUAUGAGUGCUUUGUACCAGACGCGUGCUGGAAGUCUCAUCGCUGUCAAGGGGAAGCACUAUUGGUUCUAUAAUCCUGCGAAGAAACCCCCUGUGAGCAGCCACUUCCCGAGAUUAGUGUACGAUUUCAGGGGCAUGCCGGUGAAUAUGGACGCCGCUCUGCACCAUACCGAUGGGCGGUUUUAUUUCUUCCAAGGUAGGAAUUAUUUCACGCUUUCCACGAAAGGUUUUACUGUUGGUCCUGGACAGCCACUGGAAAGCAAGUGGUUUAGAUGUUGAUGUGACUCGUAAAUCACAGGUUGAGUUAGAUAUAAUAGUUAUGAAUGAGUAAGUAAAUAAACUAGGUACAUUUCCUGAGCCUCAUUAAUGUGCCAUUAACAAUU
Toxorhynchites rutilus septentrionalis is the source of this 1580-nucleotide messenger RNA. RefSeq names its product 72 kDa type IV collagenase-like. The transcript is spliced from 2 exons. Gene Ontology annotation, molecular function: metalloendopeptidase activity; zinc ion binding. Gene Ontology annotation, biological process: collagen catabolic process; proteolysis; extracellular matrix organization. The record is from RefSeq and is a predicted model, not a curated record. Lineage: Eukaryota; Metazoa; Arthropoda; Insecta; Diptera; Culicidae. Gene Ontology annotation, cellular component: extracellular matrix. Bases 22 to 1476 code for a protein of 484 amino acids.